GUUAUUCGGGAUGCUGGGACACGGUAAAUCCUCCAUUAUUAACACGUGCGUGCAGAUCGUCCAUCAAGCGGACUUUAAGAAUGUUGCCGGAUCUGGGAAGUCUAACUACCCCAUCACGAUGGACAGAACGGACUACGACCUGACGUCUCAUGUAGUCAUCAACGACAACCGGGGGGUGAAUAAAAUGAGCCCGGAGGAGCAGGAGGAGGUGGCCGCUCAGAUGGGUCAAAUGCGUGGACAGAGUACAGUAGAAUGGGACCGAAGCGUAAGGGGAAAACUAAACCUGAUUUAUCAGCAAUUCAACUAUCGGCCCAUAGAGAUCACUGUCCCGGUGUUUGUAUACAGUGUAGAGAGUUUACUCACAGACGAAAGAUACGAGGAAAUAGAACCUUUCAUUCGAGAAGCUCACAAAAUCACAGGUAUCUAUCCCAUCAUUGUGCUGACCAAGGUGGGAACCCACAGAGAUAUGGCGGAUGAGUGUUACGACAAGUUUAAGGCUCUGGGAGCCAAUCACGUCUUCCAAGUAGAGAACUACACCGUGGAGCAGCAUGAGCAUCACCCAAAGACACAAGCCGAAGUCCUUAAAUUCCUGGACACCUGUCUGAAGGAGGUGGAUGAAAGUAUCGCAAGGAGGGCAACUGAGGACCCUCAGAAGAAGUACAUGGAUCUCGCUAUGGACGCUGUCCACAACAUCAUACAGAAAGAAAAUGAGAAGAAAGAGAUCAAGAUCCAGAUUAUUAAAGAGAAGUGCGAGAAGAGUAAAGAGGAAAUAAGACGACAGAAAAAUGUGUGAGAAGAAAGAUCGAGACCUGCAGAGGCUGAGGAGGAGAUCCAGGUGCACGGUGAUGUGAACAUCUCCUCUUAAAGGGGUACUCCACCCCCAGACAUCUUAUCCCCUAUCCUUAGGGGAUAAGAUGUCUCAUUGUGGAGGUCCUGCCGCUGGAGACCACCGCGAUCUCGGCUGCGGCACUCCAGACAUCCGGUGCAUGGAGCAAACUUCACUCCGUGUCGGAUGACUGGCGGUGCCAAGCGGAGGGUCGUGACAUCCCCUCCCAUAGACUUGC
Hyla sarda is the source of this 1064-nucleotide messenger RNA. RefSeq lists its product as uncharacterized. The record is from RefSeq and is a predicted model, not a curated record. Bases 11 to 793 code for a protein of 260 amino acids. NCBI's taxonomy places the organism in Eukaryota, Metazoa, Chordata, Amphibia, Anura, Hylidae. The transcript has 4 exons.